UCUAAAAUCUGAAUCCAAAUCCAUAAGCCCAAACUCAAUAUUGGGCCCUGAAUACUUCUCUGUGGUGAAGAUUGCUUGAGAAGAUUGUAUUCAAUAAGAACUCUUACAGUGGUUGACUAAUAUUAGUACUGUUGAAGGAUAUCGACAUAAUGUGUGCCUCUACAAACUAGGGUUAGAGUUGUAAUAGGAAUGUGUUAUAGGUAUUCAAUUGUAAUCGGAUUCUAUUACCUUUUUUGGGUACCUUGUAACUCCCUAUUUAAAGGGCUCCUAUUAUCAAUAAUACACACAAUUCUAUUCUCCUACAACACGUUAUCAGCACGAGUUCUAACCCUAGCCCAAAAGAAAAAAAACCUAAAAACUCUCUCUCACAAAAACCUGCCGCAACCCUCCUUGCCCACAAAAAACCCUAGCUCGGCCUCCCCCCUGCAGUAGCCCACCUCCUGCAGCAGCCUGCAGCCCUCCUGCUGCGCACCCUCCUGCAGCCCCUGCUGCCAGCCCGCCUGCAACUCUUCCCUGCAGCCCCUGCCAUCCGCACUGCACACCAGCCCGCAGCCCAGCACUCCGCGCACCAGCCUCACCACAUCCUCCUACCGCAGCCCCUGCUGCCCCAGCCAUCUGCACUGCCGCACGACCUGCAGCCAACUGCGGCACGAUCUGCAGCCAACUGCGCACCCAGCCACCAGCGCCCACACCUGCGCCCCUGCCCAGUCCGCCUGCUUGCUACCUGCAGCCGCGCACCUGCAGAUUAGGAGGAGGAAGAACAGAGGAAAGAAAGAAGAAGAAGACGCGAAAAGAAAAAAAAAGGGAGAAGGAGAAGGGCUGGGCCCGAAAAAAAAAAGGAGGAAGAAGGAAAAAAAAAGGAAGGAGAAGGGCUGGGCCCGGAAAGAAAAAAAAGGGAGGAAGAAAAAAAGGAAGGGAGAAGGGCAGCCCAGCAACUGCCAAUUUCUGACCAGAUUCCAGCAAUCCUAAUUUAGCUACACGCCUGCAUCAACACGCGCGUGUCCUCAAGCCAAGAACAAUCACCAUGUCAAAUGAACCUAGACUCGACUUUCCCAUGCUUGACUCAACAGGCUCGGAGUACCAUAGCUGGGUAACCGAUGUUGAGAACCAUCUCACUUCAAAGGGAAUAUUGCCCAUAAUCCAGGCACCUAACCCGGAUCUUGUGUUCAUCCCAACACCUGCAAAACACGCUCAAGCAGUCAUCUUGAUGCGACGUCAUAUGGACAAAGCACUCAGAUUGGAGUAUAUGUCGAUCAAGGAUGCAAGAGAGCUAUGGGUAGCGCUAGAAGAGCGCUUUGACAAUGUCCAAGAUUCCCUCCUCCCUGACUUGAAGGUUCAAUGGAACAAUCUGCGCUUUGCUGACUUCAAGUCUGUUGCUGAAUAUAAUUCAGAAGCUCUUCGCAUACAAUCCAUGUUGAGGUUUUGUGGAAAACCUAUCACAGAACAAGAGCUAAUUGAGAAGACUCUCUCCACCUUCCCCGUUUCAGCCAUUGUGAUAUCAAAGCAAUAUCGUACUGAAGUCAAUGAUGGACGGAUCACGAGGUUUCAUCAGCUUAUCAAUAUCAUAUCUGUAGCUGAGAAACAUGAUAACAUACUUGUGAGGAAUUAUAAUUCAAGGCCCAUUGGAACUAAGAGCGUUCAUGAGGCGAAUUAUAAUGCACCCAAAGGAGGGCGCAAGGAGCGGUACCCUAAGAAUGGGGGACAUGAGGGACGUAUGGGCCCAUAUAACGGCCCUAACCAGGAAGGAAACCGCAAGUUUGGUGUGGAUACACGUGGUGGUAAUGCCACACAUGGGAGAGGGGGUCGUGGUAACCCUAGCCGUAAUGGUUGCUCCAUGGGUCGUGGUGGUGGCACCAACCCUCCUAGGGAACACCCGCAACGUGCACAACGUGCACCUCAAUUAAAGGGAGGCAACCACAAUGAUGAGUGUCAUCGAUGUGGAUCAAUUGAGCAUUGGUUCAAGCAAUGCAAGGCAAGUGAGGAACUAGCUGAAAGAUACAGGGCAUAUAGGGACCUGAGAGAGCAAGAAGUGUACCUUGUAGAAGAAGAAGAAGAUGGUGGAGAUGUCAAUCUCACCAUAGAGGACUUCAAAGCUGAAAAUGAAGUGCACAAGGAUGCAGCAGACUUUGAUUAGAUUAGUCCUUUUAUUUUUCCAAGAACUUUUGUAAUGGCAAUUUGCCUUAGUCAAUAAAUGACAAUUGUAUUAACUCUUUCUUAUGUGGCAGACCCAAUAAAAUGUGAUGUCUAGGAAAGUCAUUGAGAUUAUUGGUACUUAAGAGAGCCUCGCUCCACCAACAUCUCUCUCUACUUUCCUGGUCAUAUUUGAUUGGAGUUACCAAACGGAUAGAGUGACUACAAUGUGUCUUACUUUGAUUUUAUUUUGGAUUAGAUUUUGGAAACUUUGAUGUAAUUAUUGGCUAUUAAUAAAGUGUCGAUUCUUUUA
This is a messenger RNA of Rosa rugosa (rugosa rose), 2443 nucleotides long. RefSeq lists its product as uncharacterized. Bases 1025 to 2134 code for a protein of 369 amino acids. The transcript has 2 exons. Lineage: Eukaryota; Viridiplantae; Streptophyta; Magnoliopsida; Rosales; Rosaceae. The record is from RefSeq and is a predicted model, not a curated record.